AUGCAGCUAGAUGCAACAUCCUCAUUCUGAUCUGGUGUCUGUCUGGAAAACUGCUGCACUAGUUUUACUUGACUUCUGAUAAUGAUGGCUUGUCAAAGUGAGAAGACUUUCUGGAAAAGACGGUGCCAUUUUAUGAUGCUGUUCUUCAUGGCUGGGAUUAUCUUAUUGGUUUUCUACAGCUCAGGCCUUGAGGCGCCUCGGCAUUUGAACCGAUCUCUCUAUUAUCCGGCCCCCCAAGUUAGAAAUGUGACAGACAGUAGAGAAGCUGGAGGAGAUGGAGGGGGAUUGACCCAACGAGAUCAAGGGGGAGAGGCAGGACAUUCAGAGAUCUCAACGCCUCAAGAGUCUACGUCGCAGUACUUUGUGGCAUACCCGCACCAUUACAAUUACAUACUGGAUGAACCAAACAAAUGUCGCCAGGAAAGCCCGUUCUUGGUUCUUAUCAUCCCUGUCACAGCCGAUAAUGUCGAGGCCCGAGAAAUAAUCCGCAACACGUGGGGGAGAGAUACCACAGUGCAAGGCCAGGUGGUCCACCACUACUUUCUGCUGGGACGAUCCAUGGAGAGAAACGGGAUCGAGCGGCUUAAGGAGCAGGUGGCAUCUGAAAGCCAGAAACAUCAUGACAUUCUCCAGAGUGACUUUGUAGACAGCUACAACAACCUCACUAUUAAGACGAUGGUUAUGUUUGAAUGGCUCAGUACUCAUUGCCCCAAAACCUCCUAUGCCAUGAAGGUGGACUCGGACGUAUUCCUCAAUGUCCCCAAACUCGUUGACCUGCUUUUGAAAGCCCCCCAACAUCUCUACUUGAUGGGGAUUAUGGCAGGGGGUACUUCUGUUGUCAGAGACCGAAACUCAAAGUGGUUUCUGCCCAUUUCUGUCUUCCCUGAGCCCACGUAUCCACCAUAUGCCCUGGGACUGGGUUAUGUAUUCUCAUUAGAUUUACCCAAGAAGAUAGUGGACGCAUCUGCACAUGUUAAAGCUAUUUACAUUGAAGAUGUGUACUUGGGUCUCUGCAUGAGACAUCUGGGAAUUGCACCAAGAGAUCCUCCUCGGGGUGGUUUGUUUAGGGUAUUUGCACCUCCUUCAAUAAGCAAAUGUUACUGGAAUUCUAUCAUUGUUACAUUACUGCCAAACUCUAAAAAGAUUUUGGAUGCAUGGAAAACAUAUGAGGUAGAUGCAAAAAGUGGCUGUUAAAACAUUAAUACCAGCCUUAAAAAAAGAUGCACCUUAUAAGUUAAUGAGCCUGCAGUUUCAACACUAUAUUUAUUUAUUUAAAGGUUUUAGGGUGGAUUUUUGUUUGUUUUGUAUUUAAUCGCUUGUGGUCAUACCACUUAUGCACUUUGCUGGGUAAAUAAUGUCAUUGUGUCAAGUGGUGUUAAGAUGGUGGUAUUAAGAUUAAGACUGUUCUCAUGGAUGUGUUAACCCAACUCAAGCUACCCACAGAUAAGGACGGCAGACCUAUUGGAACCACACUGCCUUCCAGAGGCUCGUUAAGGCAAUACCUUUGAAAUGUAAUUCUACUGAGUAAUACUGUCAUAAUGUCUUAUAUUAUAAUAUAUAUAAUAUAUUAGAAUUUAGAAUAUAUUUAUAUUCUACAAAGACAGACUGGCUGUCGUAGUUUGAAUGUAAUCUAUCUUUCCUUCGCCUUUGUAUUGUUAGUUGGUACAGCCUACCAUUAGUUAUGAGUUAAGAAACUGAGGAAUGGCGUAGAGAUUAAUAAUUGUUUCUAUUUUCAUGCCAACAAGAUGUGUGAUUGAAAGUGUUCAAUUUUGUCUUGAUCAUCUUUGAUCCGAGUUGAUGAGAUGUCGUGGUAAAUCUAAACAAAGUUUCAUUCUACCCGCUUAAUCUGUAAUUUAGGAAAAUAGGUUCCAUUUGCAUCCUCAUUUUUGUUCAGUUAUUUCUCACUAUCAUCAAAACUCAUUCAUCCCGCUAUUCCUCUCAUCAUUUUCUAUUAUACCAACUGUUAUAUUAUGCAUCAUAUUGUUUAUUAUUCAUUAUUCACCGUUUAUGUAAAUAAAUCAUAUAUUUCACUUAAGUCGUAGUCAGACAAGGUCCUUGUGAGCUGGGAAAUAAUCAUUGUACUGAGAGCUGACACCUCAGAUAUGACUUAUUAAUUACUAAUGAUUAAUAUUGAUCCAGUAUUACUUGAUUCAUUCUUACAUUGUACUGUUCAUCUGUAAGUGGUGCCCCCUGUCGACGAGUGCUGUUAUUAGACUUAAAUGUUUAACAACAUAAUUUCCCCUACAGUUCUCUCACUGACAAAGAUAGAGUUUGAUGGUAUCCACUGUCAAGCUCUGGUUGCUCCCCACAUGAAAUGCUUUCCUCUUUUGUUUUCAUCUGUAUGGGUUGUGGGGCAAGAUGGCAAGAUGCAAGCUGUUUUUGAUCAAAUACAUCCAAGCCCAAGGCUAAAACUUGCAAAAAAAAAAAAAAAUA
Molecule: messenger RNA, 2433 nt
Organism: Mugil cephalus (flathead mullet)
Lineage: Eukaryota; Metazoa; Chordata; Actinopteri; Mugiliformes; Mugilidae
Product: beta-1,3-galactosyltransferase 1-like
Exons: 5
Coding region: 82-1194 (370 amino acids)
Cellular component (GO): membrane
Molecular function (GO): N-acetyl-beta-D-glucosaminide beta-(1,3)-galactosyltransferase activity
Source: RefSeq, a predicted model, not a curated record